This is a messenger RNA of Penicillium manginii, 1557 nucleotides long. RefSeq names its product cytochrome P450. The transcript is spliced from 3 exons. The coding region runs from base 1 to 1557 and encodes 518 amino acids. Gene Ontology annotation, molecular function: iron ion binding; heme binding; oxidoreductase activity, acting on paired donors, with incorporation or reduction of molecular oxygen. NCBI's taxonomy places the organism in Eukaryota, Fungi, Ascomycota, Eurotiomycetes, Eurotiales, Aspergillaceae. The record is from RefSeq and is a predicted model, not a curated record.
AUGCUUGAAACGACCCAUGUCCUCAUUCUGGGGGCUGUUGCGGUACUGGGUCUCAUAGUAUUCCAGAGUCUCAAGCUGCAGCAUGACUCCCGUGAACCACCGUUUCUACCGAGCAAAAUCCCAGUGAUCGGUCAUCUUCUCGGGAUGAUGUUUCAAGGUCUUCCUUACUGGCAUAAAACUGCCAACGAGAAUCCGACGUAUGAAAUCUUCACCUUGAACUUGCUGUUCACAAAAGUCUAUCUCGUUUCUUCGACAGAAGUCAUUCGUCAGAUGCAACGCAAUCAGAAGACUCUCACCUUCGACCCUGUCAACAGAUUCAGUAUCAAUGCAUUCAGCGGUAUUGACAAUGAGGAAACGGUGCGCCUCAUCUGUAAUAAACACGAGGGUGGUUUCGGACUGGGCGCUGAAAUGAUGCACGCUAUGGCCCCGAAUCUAAUUGGAGACGCGCUGGACAAAAUGAACUCGAUCAUGAUGCAAAAUGUGAAGACAUAUCUUGAUGAACUUCGAGAUACUCCCAACCUGGAUCUAUAUCGAUGGGUCCGAAACAUGAUCACCGUUGCGAGCACUCGAGCAACAUAUGGUCCAUUCAACAACCCUUACAAUGACGCCGAAGUCGUCGAGGCCUUCUGGGAUUUCGAGAACAACUUGCACACCCUACUUCCCAACUUCCUACAAUGGCUGACAGCACGCAAGGCCUGGAAGGGGCGCAGAAAAGUGGCUCGCGCUUUCUAUGCUUAUUACAUGAAGCACGGCAUCAAAGAAGCAUCUUCAUUGACUAAAAUGCGAUACGAAAAGUCAAUGAAACAGGGCAUGAGCUUGGGAGAUUUCACGAAGCUAGAAGCACCUGCGCUAUUGGCCUUCGUAUCAAGCACCGUGCCAGCAGUAUUCUGGGCACUUUUCGAGCUGUUUUCAAACCCGCAGCUUCUGGCUGAUUUCCGGUCUGAGAUCAAGCUCAACGCACUUUCUAUCUCAGAGGACGGCACGCAUACAAUCGAUAUCACAGCCAUCAGGGACCACUGCCCACUUGCCCUGUCCUUUCUACAAGAAGUACUUCGUUGGCGUACAACUACAAUCACGCUGCGCUACAUCAUCGAGGACACGCUGCUCGGUGAUAGGUACCUUCUCAAAAAGGGGGCUUUAGCCUCAAUUCCAGCUAGUGCCAUCGGCAAACGCCCCAAUGUUUGGGGCGGUAGCGCAACGGUGUUCGAUCCGCGACGAUUCCUGCAGGCCGACCCUUCAAACGCUGCCUCGAAAGAGCCUCGGCGUACCGGCGGAUUUACGGCAUUCGGCAUGGCGCCUGUUAUCUGCCCCGGACGCCAUUUUGCCAGCACGGAGAUCCUGGGCGUUGCGGCCAUGAUGGCGUUGCGGUAUGAUAUCGAUCCUGCUGGCAGUGUCUGGAAAGUUCCCCCAAUCAAUACGAUGGCCAUUGCUUCCAGCAUGAGUCCCGUGAACGGCGAUUUCCCUGUCAACGUAAAGGUACGGGAGGAGUAUGAAGGAACCAAGUGGCUGUUCCAUUUCGAGGCAGGUCAGGGUCAGUUUUCACUUAAUGUGGGAUAG